Messenger RNA from Amoebophrya sp. A25, 5135 nucleotides. The record is from the annotation of a GenBank genome assembly. NCBI's taxonomy places the organism in Eukaryota, Dinophyceae, Syndiniales, Amoebophryaceae.
GUUGAUUUUGAUUUACUUAUUUAUACGACCAUAACAACAAAAUUGUACUAGCUUCCGAGUCUUGAUUUUUUUAGUGAUUGACGCGGCACGAUUCGUCAACAAGACCAGUGAGGAGGUUAAUAGAGAGUAUGGACAAGCGCUGACAGGACUUCAGCAUGGAGAAUCCACCUAGUCACCUGUAGCUGAGCGCAGCCACAGCGCUCCGCAAGCGCGGUGCUGUGUUUUCAGUGUGACGCGAAGUGGUUACGGCACGCUUAAUAUUAUACAUAGCUCUUGCGUUGCGCGUUGGACUUUUUGUCUCGCGCAACUUCUACGAACACCAACACGUGGGACGGUUUCGUGGCAAGACGAGUCCAAACGUUCGGGGGCACCGUGCUCAUUACCAGGAAGCAGCUGAGGAAGUGAAAUAGUUUCAACUUGCAAUACCGGCACAACGCUGCACGAUGAGAAUUGAGAUCCACUUUCUUCUUCUGCCUUUCCGGCUUGUACAAGCGACAAAAAUCCACUUAAAGUAAGUAAAUACUUGCGUGCUUCGAGGUAGCGCUACAGUGAAGAUCAUUCAGUGUCCACUCGACAUUCGACCCUGUUCACCCUCAUCUCAAUCGCUCCUCUUUCGUGACGCCCCAAUUGAAGCGCAGACGACCGACAGGAGCGGCGACGUUGAUAGCAGCACAAACACGAUUUUUGGUCUCCGAAAACAUUAUAUAUUUUGGUGCUUGUUCCACCACUCCAGUGUAGCUGUUACAAUUAGAAGUAAUUUUCGCUGCAAGAGGAAAGCAUAAUGAGUGAUGAAAUUCCUGAGAGCAGCUUGCCGGACGAUGAAGCGGCGGCGGUGACUUUGGCACCGUGGCUCAACUUCCCCUGCGAGCUCGCGGAAGAGUGCGCGAAGGAAACACUCGACGAGAUAGUAGCAGAAGGUGGAUCCAAGAUUCACUUUCAUCGACUCGCGGAAAAAAGUACCCCUUUUGCGGCCAAAGCCGUGACAAAAUCGAUACUCAGCCACGUUGGCAUGUGCUUCGUGAAGCACGAAUCAUUAGUCGACGACACAUUCCAUCUAGAGGUACUUGAAUAACAGAUGACAUGUGCUUCAAUGCCAUUACUUAUAAAUAUAUACUUCAUCGGUAUAACUAGAAGUUGGAUGAAAUUGAAGGGCAUACUUCUUGCUGCAGCAGUAGAAAUCUACCUAUGUAUGAUUAUGCAUGAAGGUGAAGCUUUUGAUCAACAUAAACCAGCAUUGAUCGUAUUUUUUCCGAACCUCCAUCAAUAUCCAGAAAAUACCUCCAAUUGUGCCAAAUCCGUCCGAUUUUUGGGGCAGAAUGAUACGACCUGUCAUGCCAGUAGACGAACACGAGAGGCGGUUGCGGGAGCAAAAUCAUCCGCCAGGAUCACCUAGUAAUGCAACAGCGAAAUCGUCUCCAGGUAUACAGUUUAUAUCCUAGUAAUCCUUCUAUGUCAUACCUGUGACUCCUGCAUGUUGAUCAUAGUGUUCCUGAUGGAUCAAUGUUCCUUACAACGAAUUCUACUCCUACAUCAAUUAUUCCUUGAUAUGUACUUCAGGCGGCCGGAGCAAGAAGAGUGCUGGUGACAAGAGCAGCAUAGAUGCUAGUCCAAAACAUGAUGAUAGAGAUCGAAAAACGAAGAUCGUGGAGGAAGCACACGAAGACGACGAGGAAAAUAAAUAUCGACAAUUAUGGCUUAGGGGUCUCGGUAGAGGUAGUAGUUUGAGUUUCAACCUGGAUUUUCAUAGAUGCAAAGUAGUAGCAGUUACAGUUUUCUUGACUUUGCUAGGUUCUAACACGACUGUUCUUCUUGGCUGUUGACGCAUCGACGUCAACCGCACGGUCAGUGAGUCACGCUUUCUUCACAUUUUGCUAAUAAUAGUAAAGGAGCGGGAGGAGAAAGCAAAAACCGAUGCAAUACAGAAAGCGGCUGACGAGAAAAAAGCUGGAGAGGAGCAGAAGAGAAGGGCAGACCGACUUCUAGAGCAGAUGACACAGCAGUCAUGGACAUUCGACACAAGCGGUCGCCUUAUGUGGGUCGAGCAAAUGGACGGAAACAAGUACUCCUGCUUUUACAACUAAUUGCUUUCGCAGCUGUUGGUGUUGCAGGUUGUUGAAAGUUCCCAAGAGUAUGCAAUUGGCGAAUUUAUUGGUCCACUACUCGGAUACAUAGGGAAAGGCCAUCAUGAUUUGUCUCGUAAGACAAAAAGUGAUCUUUUGAUUUACUGCUAUCCUAGGUUGCCGAAGGUGAUAUCAGAGAUAACUUCCAAGGGAGAGGCAGUUGGAAAGAAAUCGGCGAAAAAAACAAGCAACGACGAUAGUCCAUCACCCGACAAUAAGAGCCAAAAGUCCCCAAAAUCUAGAUCUCCAGGGGGUGGCAAGAAGAAAGACAAGAAGGUAAAUUUUCGAUCUAGUUGUAGAUAGACGUAGACAUCAUGAAAUGAGUGACUACCUAUGAAUAACAAAUGUCUGCUGCUGCUCGUUUAUUUCUAGAAUAUGAUCUUACAAACUGCAUCCAGUAGUUUUGUUGCCGAAACUGCACUGGUUAGGGUUAUAUUUCAGAUCCUUAUCUCAAAAUUACAGCCGCAAUUUACCGAUGGUUUCACGCGUCUGCAGUCGGAGCAGCCACCAAUAACAGAAACGAUGAGCGUUCGCGCUGGUGUCACAUUAAUGGCGAAGGGGCAAAUGCGAAAAGGAGCGCCGAAGGACGACGAGCGCAUGUCAAGAGCGAAGUAUGCGCAGUUUCUCGAAGCCGAGCAGUCAGGGUUUGAUUUUAUUCUCAUGAUUUAGAUCUGCUUGUUCAUUCUUUUUCUCUGUUAGACCUUAGCGAGUUCAAACGCAAUCACAGUCAUCAAUGUCAAAAACUGAAUCAAUGAAUCUCACAACUAGAUGGGUUGAUGCUGUAUUUGACUUUAGAGAAGUUCUUUGUUUUAUUAGAUUAAUUUAGAUCAUUGUAUCAACAUCAAGCUCACCCCGGCUGGUCACCGGGGCCCAAUGGGGCAGCACUACCGCGCGAAACGUCGAAGGAUGACCUCCGCGCCUCGGCGCCCUCGGGCGAGGUCCGGGGCUUGGCUCUUGGUUCUGCAUUAUACGAAUGGAGCCCGGUGGGACACCGGGGCCCAGCAGGGCAUCUAUUCGCGCGCCCCGCCGCCGCCUGGCGAGUAUUAGGGGCCGCAUCCGCGGCGAUGGAACAAGUCCACCCCUGGCGUGGGUGGUUGUAAGUACGUGUUUCUUGCCUGCGGCUGGCGCAGUGGCUCAACGUGGGGCGAUUUUAUUUCGGGGGUUGUGGUUGCGGUCGGCGAUGUGUUGGCUUUUCGAAAACAGCUGCGGCACCGUGCAGGCGUGCUGCCGCUCCCUUCUCGCGCACUUAGCGCGGGCGCGUUGCCAUCGUUGAGCAUGCGCUCCGGACUACGAUGCAGCUCGCCGCGGGGAGGUCCGGCGCUUGGGGACUAGAUGCCUCUGAGGAUGUUCUGCUUGCUACUUUUACCGCUGCGCCUGCUCACUCUUUUUCAGUGUUAGCCAGGCUACAGCACUCGCCACCUUCGUGGCCUCUGUUUCGCCAUGUAUGACAGCACUGGCAAACGCACCCGGACCGCGGCGCCUUUUGUUAGGGCUCUCCUGCUUUUGCCUGGCGCGUCGCUGUGCGUCAGACUCAGCCUGUGGGCCGUCUGUAGAUCUGUGGGUGGCCGUCUAUCCUUCUCGUAAUCGUAAUAGCAUCAAGCUCACGAACACGCGCCACACAUUUUACAGAAAUGCCACCGGUUUUGCAUUUGGUGCAACUCUUUAUGGGGAACUUGAUAAGUCGUCGUUGUUGUUGUACAACAUCAACCAAGACCGAAACUAAUGAAAGAGCAGUUUUUUGGUGAAAGUGGUUUCGAAAAAGAGUCCUAUCAUAUCAACACCUUGGUGCUACUCAUUUUUAGAAGUUCCACCUGUUACGUUAACGAACUCGGUUAAUAACUCCCCAAACCCAAUACCUUUCAUCCUUGCCCGGGCACGAAGACGCCAUCCGAAUUGCCACCUUUGGAGGUGUCUCCUGCGGACUUACCAAAGAUGACUGCUGGGUCGGUAGCAAGCUCGGCGAGAGGUAGUGAAGCGGGCGGCGCUGGCGCUGGGGACGCAGGGUUUCCACUCUCAGCACCGCAAACAACAAAGGAUUGGCGUCUGAAGAGAGACGCGAUAGGCAAUCUCGGGCGCUUCCCACGGCACCACGUAAACACACUAGGAACAGCAGCUUCAGGAGGGUUUGCUAGGUGUCUGCCGCAACCGGUACUACUAAUCUUAGUCUUUUGACUUCUUUUAAUGAUUAGGUGGAUCAUCACCCGUUUUCUGACUGGACAUAUCGUCACGCCGCGCCUGGCAUGCCACAAAAGCCGCAGCUGGCGGGGACUGUGGCGACCAGACAUACCAUAGUCGAUCGCAAUGACGACCAUAGCACUACACACACAGAGCACAAAGAAAUCCGGCGGGAUCGUACGCGUCGCCCGGAGCGCAUCAAAACAAACAAACAAAACAUAUGUUAAAUUGCAUGUCAUGUAGGGAUGAAACACGCAGCUGAGUGCAUGGUCGAGUUGAAGGCACUUGUUUUUUCCAAGUCCGUUUAAACAUUAUACAUAUCCGCGCCCUCUUCCAUUCUUCCAGAUGCUUGGAGCCACGAUGGGUCAUGGCCUGCAGCGCGAUCAAUCUUUCUUUUUUCCUGACACUCUCACAACUAACGAGUUUGACCGCACCAUGAGUCGAGCCUCGACGACAGGAAAGUCAUUGUACUAACUUCUGAGCUUAUUACGUAUCCAGUUUCUUUGGAAUUGCCAAUUAUGGGGUUCUCCAAGAAAAUUUCUAGGGUUGUCACUUGAACGUUCACAUUCAUAUCAAUUAUGGUGAAUGUCUGAAUUGUUCUUAGAAGUUAACCACAAUGACCACAUCUAAAAAACCGAUCCAUCCAACUACAUCAGCUACCAAACGCAUCGUUCGGAAACGACUCCUUGGGGUGAGGUGAUGGACCGAGAGCGGAGGCAUGUAGUGAAUUCUAUUCGAAAAUUGGACAUCCGAUCCAAUAUGCGUAGCGGUGGCGGUCGCAUGCAGACUCGCGAGAAAGGUCGACAGAUUCUCCAGAAAGCGAUGGGAACCACGCAAUAG